UGGACACCAGAAGCCUUGGGUAUACACCAGUCUACCCAGAAGCCUUUGCUGUGGCACAAUGGAGCAGCUUCCAUAAAUGAGCAAUGUAUGACCCUUACGGAGAGAAUGGGUCAAGAAUGUGUUGCAUUUCUGACUUGGGCAGCUGAUAAGAAGUUGGUGGAAUACAUCCUGGAGUUAGUAUGUCCAGGAGGAAAAGCAAUUGGGGUCAAAGGCUAAGUUCUGAGCUUAAGGCUUUGAGUUUGAAUGGUAUAUGAGGCUCCUAGCUGUGCAUUUUGAUUGUGUAGACAUUUGCUUUCAGAGCUUUAAGAUAGAUUAUAUAUCACCAGCCUAUAGAUGGUAAUCGGAGCCAUGGACAUCUUCAGCUGACCAGCAAGAAAACGAAAGCAAGAAGCUUGGACCAGAGCCCUGUGUGGUGCUAACAUCCAAGGGGCAAGGAGAUGCAGAAGUUCCCAAGGGAUUCAGAGAUGGCGAGGCCAGAGAGAGCCAAGGAGGUCAGGAGAAUGUAGUCUCCUCGAGGCUGAGGGAAGAAGGAGAAGGAAGUGGUCCAUGGCCACCAGAGCCCAUCAUGGCAUCUGUAGCAUGUCUGCCGGACCGGGAAGGGAGUGAGCUGGCAAAGGAGGCAUCGGAGAAUCGGUGGGGGUGGGAGCCAGACUGGAGUGGGUGGAGGAGUGAAUGGAGAUGCGGAAAUGGAUGUGGUGACUCACUCUUUCAAAAGACUGGGCUGCACGGGAGGAACCAGGCCCUGCACGUGGUGGAAGAAUGUGGAGAGGAGGAAGCCUGUAUUUUUAAGAUGAGGAAUCAUACUUAAGUGCAGAUGGGAAAGAGAUGGGGGGAAAGAGGGAAAGGGGUGGCGUAAAUGACAAACCACCCCGGUCAUUGUCACCUUCACUGGCACCAGCUAGCAACCCCAAGGCAAGCUUGCCGGGCCCCCUUCUUUCUGUGAUCACGUUACAGCUCCGUUCUGUGCCCUUCUCCUUCAGAGGGCUUCUCGCUACUGCUACCUACAUCUAUCCUCAUCGCCAUACCGAUGCCCAGGGUGCCACCCAGACCCUUCACCGCCUCGGCCACCCCCAUGCAACCAUGCCCUUGUCUGUCAAGACCUUUGUGAAAGGCCAGGUGCAUGCUUUUGCUUUGCACGAGACAACGCCGCCUUCUGUAGUUUGACCCAAGGAAUUGAGACAUAAAUGUGCAUGCCCUUUGACCUGGCGGUUCACCUCAGGAGGAGUGUCUUUGCUCAGAGAAGUGUCAAAUGCUCCUGGCAACAUGAGAGGGGGUAGAGGCCGCAAAGGCGGGAGCCAGGUCCCGGGGCUAGCUGUGGAGUAAACCAACGUGAAGGCAGGCCUCUCUCUGGGUUUGUCUUUCACUUAGAGUUACCUUUGCUCAGAGCUCAGGGUUCCUUCUAAGAGGCAGGCAGACUUUGCUGAGAGGCACUUCCUGCCCGGGGAGCUGAGAGAGAGGACCUUCUUUCUCAUCAUGCUGUCUGCGGACCAGCUCUGUAGCUACACAUCGGUGAAAGUCCUUCAUAUCCAAAGCGUCUGGGUUGGGACUCUGAAGAAAAUCUUUCUAGUGGCCAUCUGCCUCUACAUUUGCUUUGCUUUGGUGAGUGACAAGCUGUAUCAGCGGAAAGAAUCUGUUAUCAGCUCGGUGCACACCAAGGUCAAAGGGAUCGCAGAGGUGACGGAGAAUGUCACGGAGGGUGGGGUGCUGAAGUCACUGCACAGCGUCUUUGAUACCGCAGACUACACCUUCCCUUUGCAGGGGAACUCGUUCUUCGUAAUGACCAAUUUUCUCAAGUCAGAAGGCCAAGAACAAAAGCGGUGUCCUGAGUAUCCCCGCCGAGGUGUGCAGUGUGAUUCUAACAAGGACUGUAGAGAGGGGUGGAUGGACCCGCAAAGUAAAGGAAUCCAGACUGGCAAGUGUAUACCCUAUGACGAUAAGAACAAGAAGGAGAAGACCUGUGAAGUCUUUGCCUGGUGUCCCACUGAGGAGGGGAAAGAAGCCCCCCGGCCUGCACUCCUGAGGAGUGCUGAAAACUUCACUGUACUCAUCAAGAACAACAUCGACUUCCCCGGCCACAACUAUACGACGAGAAACAUCUUGCCAGAUACCGGCAUCCUUUGCACCUUUCAUAAGAUUCACAACCCUCAGUGUCCCAUUUUCCGACUCGGGGACAUCUUCCAGGAAGCAGGAGAGAACUUUUCAGAGGUGGCAGUCCAGGGAGGAAUCAUGGGCAUUGAGAUCUACUGGGACUGCAACUUGGACAGCUGGUCCCAUCACUGUUAUCCCAGAUACAGCUUCCGCCGCCUGGAUGACAAGUACACCAACGAGUCCUUGGUCCCUGGCUACAACUUCAGGUACGCCAAGUACUACAAGGAAAACAACGUGGAAAAGCGGACUCUGAUCAAAGCCUAUGGGAUCCGUUUUGACAUCCUGGUGUUCGGCACCGGAGGAAAAUUUGACAUCAUCCAGCUGGUUGUGUACAUUGGAUCCACACUGUCCUACUUUGGCUUGGCCACUGUUUUCAUUGACUUGCUCAUCAACACCUACUCCAGUGCCUUCUGCAGGUCCAGCGUUUACCCCUAUUGUACAUGCUGCGAACCUUGUGCAGUCAACGAGUACUACUACAGGAAAAAGUGUGAGUCGGUGGUGGAGCCGAAGCGGACAUUAAAGUAUGUGUCCUUUGUGGACGAACCCUACAUUCGGAUGGUGGACCAGCAGCUGCUCGGGAAGAGUCUGCAAGUUGUCAAAGGCCAAGAAGUUCCAAGGCCUCGGAUGGACAUCACGAGCCUGUCUAGGCUGUCCCUGUCUCUCCACGACUCGCCUCCCGUUCCCGGACAACCUGAGGAAAUGCAGCUGCUCCGGGAAGAGGUGGCCCCCAGGUCCGGGGACAGCCCAGGCUGGUGCCAGUGUGGAAACUGCCUCCCGUCUCGUCUACCGGAGAAUCGCAGGGCCCUGGAAGAGCUGUGCUGCCGGAGGAAGUGGGGCCCCUGCAUCACCACCUCGGCGCUCUUCCGGAAGCUCGUGCUGUCCAGGCAGACCCUGCAGCUCCUCCUGCUCUACCAGGAGCCCUUGCUGGGGCUGGAGGAAGAGGUCGGCAACCGCAGGCUGCGGCACUGCGCGUACGGGUGCUAUGCCCUCUGGCGCUUCGGCUCCCAGGACAUGGCUGACUUUGCCAUCCUGCCCAGCUGCUGUCGCUGGCGGAUCCGGAAGGAGUUCCCCAAGACUGAGGGGCAGUACAGUGGCUUCAAGUGUCCCUACUGACGGUACAGCUGGCACAUUAUGGUGGCUCCUCGGACAGCCUCCCUCGUAAAGACCUAGAGCCACGUUUUCAGACAAAGGGAACUUAGCUUCCCUCUCUUUUGUGUGUUGAGGACCUGAUUAGACCAACCCACAGGCGCACCAGCCCUCGCCACGUGAAUGAGAACCAGAUGCAGAUCUGAGCCUGGAGUCCGAGCCUGCCACCCUCAACCUUGAAUGUGUACAGAGGGUCCUCAUUUCCCAGCCUGCUUUCUCUGAAUUAGCUUGAGAGCAGAUUGAGAUGGUGUAGGCGAUCUCUUGUAAAUGUUUACAUCGCUCCAUGGAUGCAAAGGUCCAACCCUGAAAACGAAACCUUUGGCAUUUGAGAAUGCCCUGAGAGAUUAAAGAUGGCCACAGAUUCUUUGACACCCACCCCCACAGCCCUCAAGACCCAAAAACAUUUG
Molecule: messenger RNA, 3701 nt
Organism: Peromyscus leucopus (white-footed mouse)
Lineage: Eukaryota; Metazoa; Chordata; Mammalia; Rodentia; Cricetidae
Gene: P2rx7
Product: purinergic receptor P2X 7
Exons: 13
Coding region: 1474-3261 (595 amino acids)
Biological process (GO): monoatomic cation transmembrane transport; response to ATP
Cellular component (GO): plasma membrane; nuclear inner membrane
Molecular function (GO): extracellularly ATP-gated monoatomic cation channel activity; ATP binding; purinergic nucleotide receptor activity
Source: RefSeq, a predicted model, not a curated record